Thecamonas trahens ATCC 50062 is the source of this 2093-nucleotide messenger RNA. RefSeq lists its product as uncharacterized. NCBI's taxonomy places the organism in Eukaryota, Apusomonadida, Apusomonadidae. Gene Ontology annotation, biological process: mitotic cell cycle; microtubule nucleation; cytoplasmic microtubule organization. Gene Ontology annotation, molecular function: microtubule minus-end binding; gamma-tubulin binding. Gene Ontology annotation, cellular component: gamma-tubulin small complex; centrosome; equatorial microtubule organizing center. The record is from RefSeq and is a predicted model, not a curated record. Bases 28 to 2064 code for a protein of 678 amino acids. The transcript has a single exon.
ACAGGAGUGGAGCCCGAGGCACCGUCGAUGCUGCACAUCGGCCGGGCGUCGCAAGAAUACCAGCUGGUAGAGGAGGCGCUGUACGCGCUGAUGGGCAUCGAGUCUGAGCACAUCCGAGCGUUCCCCUCGGCAGAUGGCCUGGUCUUCCAGCUGGCAUCGUCGGCUGACGUCGAUGCGUCGAUUGCUGACUUGCUCGGCCGCAUCCUGCCGCUGGCGUCUGCGUACUCGGCCGUGACCGCGUUUGUGGAGACCGGGUCGCGGUACGAGGCUGGCCUGGUCUCGCACGCUCUCUGCGCCGCAGUUCGCGAGCUUCUCAACGAGUACCUCAUUGUUGUGGCGCAGCUAGAGACCCAGUUUGGGCUCGGCCAGCUCAACCUGCAGAAGAUGUGGUUUUUCGUUCAGCCGUCGCUCUCAACCGUUACCGCACUGGCGACGCUCGCGCGCUCGAUCCGCGACCAGGGCGCUCGCGGCGGCUCGCUCCUCUCACUCCUACACGAGGCGCUUGAGGUCUCGGCCGGUGACUCGCCAAAGCGUGCGCUCAUCGAGCACCUGCUCUCGGCAGCGUCGGUGCCGUACUUUUCGGCGCUCACGGCCUGGGUCACCGCCGGUUCGGUCGUCGACCCGUACGCAGAGUUUAUGGUUGUCGAGCACCCCGACAUGGCCAAGGAUCUUGGUCUGCCGGCGCUCUCGGACUCGUACUGGAGCGAGCGUUACACACUGCGCGAGGCCAAGGCUGUGCCGCGCUUUCUGGCGCCGCACGCUGCCACCAUCCUCACCACCGGCAAGUAUCUCAACGUCAUUGCGGGGUGCGGGCUGCCUAUUCCGUCCGAGACCCUGCUGCCGGCCGGCGAAGCGGCUGUGGCGUACGCAUCCAACGAGCGCGAGUACGCCAAGACGAUUGAGCAUGCGCACGCACGUGCAGCUGCGCUGCUCAUCGAUGUGCUCAUGCGCAAGCACGCUCUCCUCGACCGCCUUGGCUCCAUCAAGCGGUACUUUCUGCUCUCGCAGGGCGACGUGCUCCCACACUUUUUCGAGAUCGCCGCUGACGAGCUCGCUCGUCCGGCGUCGGCUGUCGACAUCGAGAAGCUCGAGGCGCUCCUUGAGCUUGCAGUCCGGAGCACGUCGGCCCGCGGCGACGAGCACAAGGACGAGCUCGGCCUCCGGCUCGUUCACACCUCAAUUGCGUCUGAGCUCGCACACAUCAACACAGCAGGCCUUCCGUCAGGCUCGAGCGCCGGUGCCAAGGCCGGCGCUGGUGAGCUUACUGGCUUUGAAGCCUUUGCCUUUGACUUUGUCGUCGAGUGGCCGCUCAACCUGGUCAUCUCGUCGGCCGCGCUGACCAAGUACCGGCUGCUCAACAGGCACCUCAUCAAGUCAACGCGGGUGUGCAAAGCCAUGUCGGCAGCGUGGGCCAUCCACAAGCUGACCAAGACCGCCCACGUGCAGGCUUACUUUAAGCGUGCGUACGCGCUGCGCUCCAAGAUGCUGCACUUUGUCUCGUCGUUCAGCAACUACAUGUUCUACCAGGUCCUCGAGCCGGCGUGGGCGCAGUUGACAGCAACGCUGGCGGGGGCCACCUCGCUGGCCGACGUGGUCACCGCCCAUGAGGCAUUCCUCAACGCCGCGCUCAAAGAGUGCCUCCUCACCCACCCGGAGCUGCUCAAACUCCUCACCAAGCUUAUGUCGACCUGCUCCAUCUUUGUUGACUACACAGCCCACCUGUCAGCGACGCUCUCGCUUGACGGCGACUCGAUCUUUGUCAUCCCGCCGGGCCUCGUCGACUCUGCUGUGGAGGGUCUCGAAGAAGAGGCCGCUAUCGCCCAAGCGCUUGCCGUGCGUCGCGAGCACGCCGCCGCCGCUGUCGAUACCACAGCCACAGUGCUCGACGACAAGUACCACCGGACGCUCGCCAAGUUUGAGGAGAACUUUGGCUACCACAUGCGCCUCUUCCUGCAGACCAUUAACCUCCUCUCGGGAACCGAGAAGCACCUAGCCGCUCUCUUUGCUACCUUUGACUUUAACGGCUUCUACGGCGAUGCCCUCGGCCUCUUCAGCUACGCAUAGACACCUCGGAUAAAGCAGGCAAUCACUCC